Messenger RNA from Ficedula albicollis (Collared flycatcher), 223 nucleotides. It is a transcript of the gene UBA52, whose product is annotated as ubiquitin A-52 residue ribosomal protein fusion product 1. Bases 27 to 176 code for a protein of 49 amino acids. The transcript has 2 exons. Gene Ontology annotation, cellular component: nucleus; ribosome; cytoplasm. Gene Ontology annotation, biological process: modification-dependent protein catabolic process; translation; protein ubiquitination. NCBI's taxonomy places the organism in Eukaryota, Metazoa, Chordata, Aves, Passeriformes, Muscicapidae. The record is from RefSeq and is a predicted model, not a curated record. Gene Ontology annotation, molecular function: ubiquitin protein ligase binding; protein tag activity; structural constituent of ribosome.
GCUCCCGCAGGUGAGAAAGUGCCAAGAUGCAGAUCUUCGUGAAAACCCUGACGGGCAAAACCAUCACCCUCGAGGUGGAGCCCAAUGACACCAUCGAGAACGUGAAAGCUGUCAACUGCCGCAAGAAGAAGUGCGGCCACACCAACAACCUGCGCCCCAAGAAGAAGGUCAAGUAGAGCCUGCAGCCCUGCCUGCACUGGCCAAUAAAGUGUUGCAACCCUCA